AUGAGAUCGUUUGCCCUAUCCGCUCAUCACCGCUCUGCGAUCACGCCGAGAAUUGAUCUGAAAGGUGCCGGACCGAACGGCGGGAGAGCGGAGGGCCGCGCAGGCACCGGUCCCCGGGUGGAGGGCCUAGAUCGAGAGGAUGUGCAGCGCAAAAGAUCGUGGGGUGUUCAGCCGCAAUGCGAGGGUGUGCUUUUGCCAGCUUCCGACCUCGGCAUAGCCCCUGGAGAAGCCAGUUGCCCCAUCUCUCUGUCUUCCAAUGAGGUUCAAAAGUCCACGACGAGUGUGGAUGAGACGCCGAAAGCUCGCGCCUUCCCAGCACAUGCGCACCCCCGGCCGCCCCUCCUUCUAGAACAUGUGCAGAUCUACCUCCCCGAUCGGGAUAGCAACCAUAAUGUCGGAUAUUCGAUAGUGCCAUUCUUGUUGAACUUCUUUUAA
Molecule: messenger RNA, 435 nt
Organism: Colletotrichum lupini
Lineage: Eukaryota; Fungi; Ascomycota; Sordariomycetes; Glomerellales; Glomerellaceae
Exons: 5
Coding region: 1-435 (144 amino acids)
Source: RefSeq, a predicted model, not a curated record